UCUCUCUCUGUCUCUCACGCAAUGGAUCAGAAUAGCGUAAUCACGCUCGCUUUACUCUGCAUUGUGCUCGCCGGCGUCGGUGGCCAAUCUCCGGCAUCCGCGCCGACAAAGUCUCCGGCGACGCCAGCGCCUGCAGCUACGCCGGUCUCCGUUCCGGCGGCUAAAUCGCCCGCGAAGGCCGCGUCGCCCGCUCCCUCAGCAUCGUCGCCGGCUUCAACUCCGGCACCGACUGCUCCCUCUCCGAAGAAGGCGGCGGCGCCGGCUCCUGUCUCCACCCCUGCUUCUCCGCCGACGGCCGAAGCUCCGGCGAGCUCUCCUCCAGCUACCGCGCCGGUCACUUCCCCGCCAUUGCCUUCUCCGGCCAAAUCGCCGCCGGCGUCUUCGCCGACGACUGCUCCGGAAAGCUCUCCUCCAGCUCCAGAGAGCUCUCCUCCGGCUCCGGUGGAGGUUCCCGCACCGGCCCCGAGCAAGAAAAAGUCUAAGAAGCACGUCUCGCCAGCUCCAGCGCCGGCAUUGCACAGUCCGCCUGCGCCGCCGGCGGAAGCCCCAGGGCCGAGCGGCGACGCGCUCUCCCCGGGACCAACAUUGGCCGAUGAGAGCGGAGCAGUAACUGCGAGGAGCGUGAAGGCAUUGGUGGCGUCCGGGUUGGCGCUGGGAUGGGCCGUGCUUGGAUUGAUUGCCUAGAGACGUCGCCGUUUUACAUUUGAUUUAUAUGUUACUGAUCUGAUGUUGCUGUGCAUUAUGUGAAGAUUGGUCUCACAUUCCUACAUUAUUUGAUUUUAUUACUAUUGUUAUUAUUAUUAUGUUAUAUGAGUGUCUCCUUGAUCAUACUAUUC
Messenger RNA from Rhodamnia argentea, 836 nucleotides. RefSeq names its product lysine-rich arabinogalactan protein 18. Gene Ontology annotation, cellular component: plasma membrane. The record is from RefSeq and is a predicted model, not a curated record. The coding region runs from base 22 to 684 and encodes 220 amino acids. The transcript is spliced from 3 exons. NCBI's taxonomy places the organism in Eukaryota, Viridiplantae, Streptophyta, Magnoliopsida, Myrtales, Myrtaceae.